AUGGCAGGAAAAAUGUACAUUGGAAAUGUCGACUAUGAUGAGAGUGAGAAAUUUAGUGAUUAUAUAGAACGUUUUGAGAUGUUUCUAGAAUGUAAUAAGAUAGAGGCUGCCCGGUGUAAGGCGGUUUUUUUAAGCGUCAUUGGCCCAAAAUUAUUUAGCCUGUUGAAAAACCUGUGCACACCAGUGGCACCAAGGGAAAGGACAUAUGAAGAAUUAAAAAAAAUUCUUAUGAAUCAUCUCGAACCAAAACCAAAUGUGAUCACGGAGAGUGAAGUUACAUUAGAAAAAGCCUACAACAUAGCAGUGCAGUUAGAGAACACCGAUCGAGAUUUAGAGGUGAUGACUUCCAAGGUACACAGGAUAGGUGUGGCUGGAAAGAAGCGAGGAGGACAACGGAAUGAUACCUGUGGUCAGCUGCAGCAGAGUGCUAGAAGUAAUAAUAAGUUAUGCAAGUGCUGUGGAAAAGGGGGUAAUUUAAAAGAAGUGUGUUGUGUUGGUUUAAAGAUAGGAAAUGUAGAUCUUGUGGACAUUGUUUUAGAGGACAUACAAAAUUUAUUUACAUUAAGUGAUACUCAUGUCUCACCUUAUAAACUUGAAUUACAAAUAAAUAACAAAAAGGUAAUGUUUGAAAUAGAUACUGGAGCAGCUAUAAGUGUUAUAAGUCAAUAUAUAAAAAAUAAAUAUUUCAAUGAUAGUGAAAUGUACAAAUGUAAUCUGAAACUCAAAUCAUAUGUAAAUGAUUUAAUUACUCCCUUAGGUUUUAUAAAUGUAGACAUUGCUUAUGAUAAAAAGAAAAUGAAAGCUAAAUUAUAUGUAAUUGAGAAUGGGGGACCUUCUCUCAUUGGUCGGGACCUUUUGAAAAAAUUAAAUAUUAAAACAUUAAAUAUAAAUUCAUUAAGUUGUGAAAAUAUUAAAGAUAAAUUGGUAAGUAAAUUUCCUGAAGUUUUUAGUUCUGAGUUAGGGACAUACAAAGGAGAGCAGGUCAACCUAGUACUAAAAGAGAAUGUGUCACCUAAGUAUUAUAAAGCUAGAUCCUUACCGUUCAGUAUGAAACAAUUAGUAGAAGAAGAAAUAAAUAGGCUGGUGAGUCAAGGUGUAUUGACUCCGGUAAAAAGUAGUGAGUGGGCAACACCCAUAGUACCAGUUUUAAAAGGUAAUGACUUAAUAUACAGUGACAAUGGACCUCCAUUCCAUUUCAUGGAAUUUACAUCAUUUCUUAAAAAUUUGGGAAUUAAACAAUCAUUUUCACCACCUUAUAAUCCUCAAACAAAUGGUUUAGCAGAGAGUGCUGUUAAGAUAAUUAAAAAAAUGUAU
Molecule: messenger RNA, 1314 nt
Organism: Brenthis ino (lesser marbled fritillary)
Lineage: Eukaryota; Metazoa; Arthropoda; Insecta; Lepidoptera; Nymphalidae
Source: the annotation of a GenBank genome assembly